UUGUUGCAGGAAGCGGGGACUGGCUUGCUACUAUUUCCAGCGGAAUACCCACGAGAAAGUUGAGCGUUUCCAACGGCAUAAAGAUGACGCGAAGACCCCGAACAACAACUGCCAAAAAUGUGGUGUACAACGAUAUGGACUCUGACCUGUCCUUUUCCCAGACAAAGAGUAGUGAUGAGGACAGUGAGGAAUGGAGGCCUUCAGAGCCAAAGCCAAAAGCCACCAGAAAGACUGCCAGUGCCCCCGCUGCAGGGGAGAAGAAAGCAGCUGCCAAGAGAACUGCUAAACCAAAGGAGCCAAAAGCACCCAAAGAACCUAAAGCACCCAAAGUACCUAAAGAUCCUAAGCCAAGGGCACCACGCAAAUCUGCAGCAGAGAAAAAAACACAGGCCUGUACAGCUCUGAAGGAUUCUGGUGCAUCUGUGAUGGCUGGAACAAAGAGGAAAAAAAAUGAUGAUAUAGAGCAGGAUGAUAAGCCUGGAGAAGGCAAAGGAGAAAAACAAACAGACUGUCCAGCGGGAGAGAGGGCUGAAGAAAGUGGGCCCAGUAUCAGAAUGAAGGAGGAGAGGGUGUCAUUUAUUGUCUCAGGAGCCCAUGAGGCAGACGGAUGGGCAGGCGAGGGAUCAUCGCUAGCUGGGUUUAGAGCAAAGAAGGAGGAAGUAGAGGAGGAGGAUUUCACGUUUGAUGAACCCUCUCUAAAGAAACAGAAGACCAGUGGUGCCUGUCUAGGACAACCAACUGCUUUACCUUCAUCAGAAGCACAAGCCCUGAGGAAUGAGCUCAAUAUGUGCUGGGACUUGACUGAGGUGUUGUCUACCUUAACAUGUGUGCAGCGGUGGGUUUGUGUAAACAUCAUUGCACUACUUCGUGAAGAGAACACCGUGCCAUUCAUGGUGCGCUACCGCAAAGAGAUGAUUAACCACAUGGAUGCUGAUGCUGUCCGGGACGUCCAGCUUGUGUACGAGGAGUUAUGCACUCUGGCCAAGAAGACCCAAUCUGUGAUUCAGACCCUGAAGAAGGAUGGUGUCUUGACAGCUGAGUUGGAACAAAACCUGAGGAGCUGCCGAUCAGCUGAUGAACUGGAUCAUGUGUAUUCUCCUUAUAAAAAAGGGAGUAAGCUGACAAAGGCUCGCAGAGCCAAAGCACUUGGCCUUGAGGUGGCUGCCUCUGCACUGAUGGACACACCACACACUCUGGAUUUAAGGGCAUGGGUAAAACCUGAUACUCAAGGUCUGUCAUCGGUGGAAGAAGUGGCUACAGGUGUGGAGCAUAUCUUGGCUGAUAUGAUAGCCAAAGACCCUGAGACACUCACCUACGUGAAAACAUUGUGUGAGAACAGUUUUGUGACCAUCCAAUCCUCCGUGUCUAAGUCGGCGGUAAAGGAAAAAGAACAAGAGAAGACUGCCCAAAGCCAAAAAAACCCAGGGGCCCAGCAAAACAAAAACAAGGAUAUUGACAAGUUCCAUCUGUACUUUGACUUCACCUGCAACAUCCAGCGCAUCCAGGCCCAUCAGACCCUGGCUAUUAACCGAGGGGAGAGUCUGAAGAUUUUGACAGUGAAGGUGAACAUUCCAGACAGGGUGAAGAGUGACUUCACUAGGUGGUGCAUUAACAUCAGGUGGAGGCCGAAGACGUUUGGAAGAGAAGAGCUUCGUGCAAUCAUCAGGAAUGCAGUAGAGGACUCUUAUAAAAGGCUUAUUAUGCCCUUCCUCACAAGGAGUUACAGGACCAAGCUGACAGUUGCAGCAGAGAAAGAGUCGAUCGCCAUGUUUGUGCGGAACCUCCGUCAGCGCCUGUUGGUGUGUCCAGUCAGGGGUUGUGUCAUCAUGGGUGUGGACCCUGGCUUCAGACAUGGCUGUAAGCUGGCAAUCCUCUCCCCCACCAGUCAGAUUCUCCAUACUGAUGUUGUGUACCUGCAUAAUUCAGCCCAGCAAAGGGAAGCAGACAAACUGCGCCACCUUAUGAUCAAAUACAGCUGUACCAGGGUUGUCAUUGGCAAUGGGACAGCAUGUCGUGAGACUGAGUCCUUCUUCGCUGACCUCAUCUCCAGAUGCUAUUUUCACCCCUUGGACGUGUCCUACUGUAUAACCAGCGAGGCAGGAGCAUCCAUCUACAGCGUGAGUCCUGAGGCAGCCAAAGAAAUGCCAGACUUGGACCCUAACCUUAGGAGUGCAGUGUCCAUUGGAAGACGUGUCCAAGAUCCACUGGCUGAGCUCGUGAAGAUUGAUCCUAAACACAUAGGCAUUGGAACAUACCAGCAUGAUGUGUCAGCUGGAGCUCUGAAGGCGGCGCUGGACGGCGUGGUGCAGGAGUGUGUGAGCUUUGUGGGGGUGGACAUCAACAUCUGCUCUGAGACACUGAUGAGGCAUGUAGCAGGGCUGAAUGUGGGCCGGGCGCGGAAUAUUGCAGAGUGGAGAGAGCAGAAUGGUCCCUUCAUCAACAGGGAGCAGCUCAAACUGGUCAAAGGCAUGGGGCCCAAGACCUACCAGCAGUGUGCUGGCUUCAUUAGAAUCAACCCACAGACCCAGCACAGUGCCAGAUCCUCACCUCACCCUGUACCAGCAAUGCCAGAGAAACCAGCAGCUAAGAAGGGCAAAGGAAAGACUUGUGUCAAUAUACCAACCUCAUUUAACCCCCUGGACCAGACCUGCAUACACCCUGAGUCCUACGAUGUGGCACAGAGAUUUCUGUCCCUCGUGGGUGGGAGUGCAGACCAGAUUGGGAGUGCAGGCCUACGACAGUGUGUGGAGAGCAAGGUUAAGACCAGGAGUGUCGACGAACUUGCCAAGACAGUGGACACCACACCCGAGACCCUCAAACUCAUCAUAGACGGCCUCACGCAGCCCCCCGGGUUUGACAUACGACAAAAUUUUGGGCAGGCGGACUUUAAGCGGGGCAUUGUGUCGAUGAGUGAUCUGCGGGUGGGUGCGGUGCUGACGGGCCGCGUGGACAACACUACUCUAUUCGGGGCUUUUGUAGAUAUUGGUGUAGGCCGUGCAGGCCUUAUCCACAAGAGCAACAUCACCCUGGACAAGCUGCCUGUCAGUCAGCGCCGCCGCAGCCUGGCUCUGGGACCAGGAGAACGGGUGGAGGUCCGGGUCCUGAAUGUGGACCCUCAGAGGGGACGGAUCGGCCUGGACCUGAUAAGGGUUCUAGAAUAGAGUCACUUAAUUCCCAUAAUUAAUAUUCAAUAAUUUGAUUAGAUUUAAAGCUGGAAAUAAUGCACAAAGCUACAAAGUACCUCAUGAUGGUUACAGUGACUGUGGAUAAGAACUAAUGUGGUUCUUAAGAACAAGGCACUUUAACACGGAACCUGUUAAACAUAUUUAUAGGAAUGAUCCUAUAUUCUGCCGUUAUAAUUACACGCAUUCAGCCAAUGUCUGCAUUAUUUGUAAGGGCUUGAAGCCUUUAAACUGCAGUUCUUGCAUUUUUCCUGCACAAAUGGUUCAGUCAAAGACUGUUUGUUCAUUUUAGUUCAACUCGGAAAAGCAGUUACAAGUUCAGUGAGAUAAAAUUAAACCAAACUUCCUUACUGUUA
Messenger RNA from Lates calcarifer (barramundi perch), 3538 nucleotides. Its product is annotated as S1 RNA-binding domain-containing protein 1-like. Gene Ontology annotation, biological process: translation; nucleobase-containing compound metabolic process. The record is from RefSeq and is a predicted model, not a curated record. Lineage: Eukaryota; Metazoa; Chordata; Actinopteri; Centropomidae. Gene Ontology annotation, molecular function: mRNA binding; structural constituent of ribosome.